AUGUCGCCGGAAUCUGACAGUGCGUCUCAUGAAAAACGCCGCCACUCGGCGUCUGACAAUGACCAUGAGAUCAGCCAAGACGAGAGAGAAGAUGUCGUAGAGGUGAGUCGCUUCGGGUGCAUUUCCUCGAAAUCUUAUUAUUUGGAUACCGAGCUUAUAGGAACCACACAUCAGGAUGAGAUCUGCAAAGUAGAAACAAGGACAAGCCAGCACAGCAAGCGCAGCGGAAUCUCCCGCACUCUCAGCAGGGUAAGCGGCGUGAAAGAAGAUGUCGAGCCUACCGUUAUCCCGCUGUCCGACCUCGAUCAUGGCAUCGUUGGCUGGGACGGACCCGACGACCCGGCCAUGCCCUUAAACUUCGAUAAGCGCCAGAAAUGGAUCGUCGUGACUUGUCUGGGCCUCAUAACGCUUUUCUCGCCGCUCUCAUCGUCCAUUCUGGCCCCCGCUAUUAAUGCCGUGGCCGAAGAGUUCGGCACCACGGAUACCACGAAGGCGUCGUUUCCCGUCAGUAUCUUUCUGCUGGGCUACGCCGUCGGCCCCCUUUUCCUGUCUCCGCUGUCGGAGGUCUACGGACGCGCCCUUGUCCUGUCGAGCGCGAACGCUUUCUUCUGUAUUUGGCAUAUCGGCUGUGCGCUGGCUCCUAGUCUUGACGCCCUUAUUGUCUUCCGGUUCCUCUGUGGUGUUGGAGGCGCCGGUUGUAUGACACUCGGCGGUGCAGUCAUAGGAGAUCUCUUUCCUGUCGUUGAGCGUGGCAAAGCGUUGUCCGUGUGGAGUAUUGGACCAAUCGUGGGACCAACUCUGGGUCCAUUAAUAGGGGCUUUCAUUGUUGGCUCAAUUGGUUGGCGAUGGGAUCCCUGGAUCGUCUUCAUUCCAUCGACUCUUGUUACUGCUGCCCUGGCGUUUUACCUUCCGGAGACCUGUCACAAGGUUCUCAUCGAUCGUAAAGUUCAGCGGUUGAGUAAGGAGUUGGAGAGAGAUGAUUUGGUUAACUGCUAUGAUGCAGCCGGGACAACGAGGGUAUCGCAAUCGAAACUCGUACUACUUGGACUUGUACGACCCUUGAAGAUGCUUGUAUUAGCGCCCAUUAUUUUUCUGAUGUCAGUCAACGUGGCGUUCCUUUACGGUACGAUGUAUCUGAUGUUCAACACAAUCCCACCGACAUUUGAAGAUCAAUAUGGUUUCCCGACGAGCCUCACUGGUCUCGUCUACUUGGCCAUAGGACUCGGCUACCUUAUUGGCCUAUGGAGCUUCUCUGCUCUAUCAGACCGGACAGUUCUACACCUAAUCAAAAAGAACAAUGGCGUCUUUGAGCCCGAGAUGCGGCUACAUCUUCUCCUAUACUACGCCUGCGCAGCCCCAACUACCUUCUUUUGGUACGGCUGGACAACUUACUACAAGGUGCACUGGAUCGCGCCCAUCCUAAGCUUGAUUCCUUUCGGCAUCGCCAUUCUAGGAUUGUAUUUGCCCAGCCAAGCGUAUAUCAUCGAUGCCUAUCCACUGUACUCAGCCUCGGGGCUCGCCGCCUUCACUGUCUUACGAAGCAUCGCGGCCGCAUUCCUCCCGCUCGCUGGCCCGUCUCUUUUCGCGUCCCUGGGACUCGGCUGGGGGUGCUCGUUGCUGGGAUUCAUUACGGUCGGAAUCAUCCCUAUUCCUAUUUUUGUGCUUGUCUUUGGGACAAAGAUGAGAAAGAAGCAUCCAGUUAAGCUGUGA
Messenger RNA from Xylaria bambusicola, 1710 nucleotides. RefSeq names its product major facilitator superfamily domain-containing protein. NCBI's taxonomy places the organism in Eukaryota, Fungi, Ascomycota, Sordariomycetes, Xylariales, Xylariaceae. The coding region runs from base 1 to 1710 and encodes 569 amino acids. The transcript is spliced from 3 exons. Gene Ontology annotation, biological process: transmembrane transport. The record is from RefSeq and is a predicted model, not a curated record. Gene Ontology annotation, molecular function: transmembrane transporter activity.